UUGGUCAAGACAAACUCUGUAGGGAGUAUUUAUUUCUCAGCAACAACACAUCAUUCCCUGUCAUUCACAAAUUAUAUCAGAAGUGGAUUUUGCUUUCUCUGUUGAUCUACAAACAGUGAAUAAUUAUGGACAACACAGACCAAUACUUACUGAACUUUAAAGGCUAUAAUUUUAAUUUCCCUGUCGUUGAUGUUGACUUUCUAGAAAAUCUAGAAGAUUUUGAAAUUAGAGAUGAUGAUGUCUUCAUAGUCACAUAUCCCAAAUCUGGUACUAUCUGGGCUCAGCAGAUAUUAAGCUUGAUAUACUUUGAGGGACAUCGUAGCAGAACUGAAAUUGUGAAAACGAUUGACAGAGUCCCCUUCUUGGAAUACAACAUACACAAAAUGGACUUUCUUGAGAGACCAUCCCCUCGCCUCUUCUGUACCCACCUCCCAUAUUAUUUAGUACCGAAAGGCCUCAAGAGCAAAAAAGCUAAGAUAAUUUACAUCUACAGAAACCCCAAGGAUGUUUUGACCUCAUUCUUUCAUUUUUCAAAUUUGAUCCUUGCCAUGCAAACUACAAAUAAUAUGGAAGAGUUUUUGGAAAAGUUUCUAGAUGGAAAAGUGGUAGGAAGCCUUUGGUUUGAUCACAUCAGAAACUGGUACAAGUACAGACACGACUUCAAUAUUCUGUUCAUGAUGUAUGAGGAAAUGAAAAUGGACCUCAGAAGUUCUGUGCUUAAAAUCAGCCAGUUUCUUGAGAAAGAACUGAGUGAAGAGGAUUUGGAAGCUGUUGUGAAGCAGGCUACAUUCACGAACAUGAAGUCGGAUCCAAAAGCAAACUAUAAUGACAUUCUACGUAAUGAAGUUGGGACAAGAAAUGACGGACAUUUUAUGCGCAAAGGUGUCAUCGGAGACUGGAAAAAUUACUUGACAGUGGAGCAAAGUGAAAGAUUUGACAGAAUAUUCCAAAGGAAGAUGAAAGAUUUUCCCUUGAAGUUCAUCUGGGAUGUAAAGAAGGAGUAGAAUCAAAGUAAAAGAAUUCUUUAAAAAUCUGCUUAACUAAAAGGCAUAGUUUAAUAUACAUAUUAAUUUGCUUUCCUGCAAAUGUUCAUUAUUAAACUUUAGCAAUAAAAUAAUGUGAACUGUGCUUAGAUUAGUUGCCAUGAGUUUGAUGAACACUAUGAAAUUUCAAAAAGUAAAAUGAUUUUAGAGAUAGUCUGCAUUGAUAGCCUGUGUGAAGCAGUGAAAAACAGGAAGCAUGUAAUAUGAAUUGCAAAUCUCCUGAGUUUUCUGCACUGUGUAAUUUUUUAAUCUACACUUAAAUAUAGUAUCAAGGAAACAUUAAAAAUUCUUUUAUUAUUGUAAUUAAAUUUUAAUUGUUUGGUUUAAUAUCAUUGUAAAUUUCGAAAUAAAUAGAGAACACAUAUGUAAGAA
Rhinolophus ferrumequinum (greater horseshoe bat) is the source of this 1415-nucleotide messenger RNA. Its product is annotated as amine sulfotransferase-like. Gene Ontology annotation, cellular component: cytoplasm. Gene Ontology annotation, biological process: sulfation. Bases 126 to 1004 code for a protein of 292 amino acids. Gene Ontology annotation, molecular function: sulfotransferase activity. The record is from RefSeq and is a predicted model, not a curated record. NCBI's taxonomy places the organism in Eukaryota, Metazoa, Chordata, Mammalia, Chiroptera, Rhinolophidae. The transcript has 7 exons.